UGACUUUUUGUACAGCUUAGGGGCUCUCAAGUUUUGCGGCUGUUCCAACUCUCUAUCUCUCUCUCUCCCUUGUGUUGAUUCUAAACUGGAUAGAAGAGAACCUACCUUCUCAAUUGCUACCUGUCGCACUUGUGCUUCGUGUCACCGCCACGAGGAUCCACUGUGCGGUGUGCCAAGCAGAGGGACGAACAUGAACAGUUGUAUAUGACCAUUUACAUCAGCUUUGGGUAUUGCUUGGAUACUUGUUGUCACAGUGGCUCAUGCUCAGAAGAAGUCGUCUUUCUUCGUCUCUGUUUCUGUUUCUUCUCUCUUUCUGUUUCUCCUGUCUUUCUCUUUCGUCUCUCUGUUCUUGUUGGUCCAACUUAUGGUGUUCUUGCAGGAAUAAUGUGUGGACAUAUGACAUGUCCCUUCCAGAUCACCCUGCCAUUCAUACAAGGAUUGGACUCUCGGAAAAUGCCCAUGGCCGUUGCUGACCAACCAAAAAGACUGCAUGUCUGAUGAUGGACAAAUCUGCAGUUAUAAGGGUUCGAGUAAGCAUGCGGAGAAUAUAUAGGUAAAGCAACGCGGUGAUGCCGUGAGAAA
Messenger RNA from Aspergillus pseudonomiae, 582 nucleotides. RefSeq lists its product as uncharacterized. The record is from RefSeq and is a predicted model, not a curated record. Lineage: Eukaryota; Fungi; Ascomycota; Eurotiomycetes; Eurotiales; Aspergillaceae. The transcript has a single exon. Bases 205 to 498 code for a protein of 97 amino acids.